AUGUGUGUGGUGGUGGUGGUGGUGGUAAUUUCAACCCUCCGUAGUCAGUAUAGAUAUGCAAGUAUGAAGAUCAGCUUGUUGAUUUUGAUUGGUGUGGCUAGUUUUGGGUCUGUGUAUAAAGGAGUCCUUGAUUUUGAUGGAGCUCAGCUUGUUGCCAUCAAGGUGUUUAUUAACAUGUUACAUCAUGGAGCAUCUAAGAGUUUCUUGGCGAAAUGUGAGGCGUCAAGAAAUAUCAGGCAUCGAAAUCUCGUCAAGAUUAUAACUGCAUGUUCAACUGUUGAUUAUCAAGGUAAUGAUUUCAAGGCUCUCGUGUAUGAGUUAAUGGACAAUGGGAGCUUAGAAAAGUGGUUGCAUUCGACUAUUGAAACGAAAGAGGAAACAGAUGCACCCCAGAAUUUAAAUCUUCUUCAGAGGCUAGACAUCACCAUUGACAUUGCUUGUGCACUUGAUUUUCUUCAUAACGAUUGCGAAACACCAAUAGUCCAUUGUGAUCUCAAGCCAAGCAAUGUUCUCUUGGACGCAGAGUUGACUGGACAUGUUUCUGACUUUGGACUUGCAAGAUUCCUUGCAAAAUUAGCCGAUAAGGCUUCAGCAAAUCAAGCAAGUUCCAUUGGCAUAAAGGGAUCGGUUGGCUAUGUUGCUCCAGUUCCAUGCCCUCAUUUCCACGCACAUAAUCAUAUGGGAAGUGAAGUGUCGAAAAGUGGAGAUGUCUACAGCUUUGGCAUUCUUUUGUUAGAGAUGUUUACGGGAAGGAGACCCACUGACCACUUGUUUAGUGAUGGCUUGAACCUUCAUAAUUUUGUGAAGACUGCUUUUCCCGAUCGUGUCACAGAGAUUGAUAUUUAA
Prunus armeniaca (apricot) is the source of this 846-nucleotide messenger RNA. The record is from the annotation of a GenBank genome assembly. Lineage: Eukaryota; Viridiplantae; Streptophyta; Magnoliopsida; Rosales; Rosaceae.